Rotaria sp. Silwood2 is the source of this 582-nucleotide messenger RNA. The record is from the annotation of a GenBank genome assembly. NCBI's taxonomy places the organism in Eukaryota, Metazoa, Rotifera, Eurotatoria, Philodinida, Philodinidae.
AUGAUGUACUGCAUGCUCUUUGUUAGCCUAGUUCUAAUAAAAUUUAGUGGAUCACAUAUUAUUCACGCAACAAGUCCUAUAAAUCAAACUUGUCUUAAUCUUGGUCAUGCAAAUAAUUGUCAUUUUUAUCAAUGUUUUGAAGAACGUUUUCCAUGUGGAUCAGCAUAUUGGAUAUUAAAAUGGGGUUAUAAAUAUUGUACACGUAUGCAAAAAUCUUUACUAAAUUUUGAUAAAAAUGGUCAAGAAUUAAUUGAACAAAUAUCAACAUGUUUAACAAAUAAAUUGAUUAAAUUACGCUAUUAUACAAUGAAUAAAAUAAAUUGUGAAAAAUUACGUUUAGCUGGACAAAGGAUGGUACAUGAAUGCUAUAUGAAUAGUUCAAAUUUAUUUUGUAAGGCAUUUCAAGGAAAAAAUCGUGAUUGUUUUAUUCAAUUAAUUGAUAAUGAAGAUCGACAUGAUGUAACUAUUGUACGUACAUUAUUAAGUGUUGGUCAAACAUGUACACCGAAAAAAAGACUUUCUGAUAUGAGACCUACUGGUAAAAUGAAUCAAUGUAUAUCUUCGCCUACGUUAUUAACUUAA